AAUGAAUUGCACUCAUCAUAAUGGCAAUUAAGUGUCAAUGAUAUGUUUAGCUCCUCACAAGUGCUAUUAUUAAAGGAGGCUAUGUGCUGUAUGCUUUUAUGAACAUGAGGUUAAAAAGAAACAAACAGCUCCAAUAGAGAUUUUUCAGGGAAUGGUUCUGUAGAAAUUAAAAGAAUUAAAGGUUAACGAUUCAUCUGAAUUAACAACUCAAAGAAUGAAUUUUAAAGAAAUGGUUACCUCAACUUAAAAGAAGAUAAAAUAAAUUUGGGAUGAGUUAGCAGAAUCAAUAAAACAGAUAUAUGAGGUGGUUGAGAUAGAAGAUAAAUUCUAUUUGAAUUUCAUUAAUGGCAAUGUGAAUCCAAUAGAAUUGUCAUAUACUGACUUAGACAAAUUAGUCUAAAUUAUUAUUGGAAAAACAUUAGAUGUUACAGAUAAUUAGAAAAAAUCAUAUUUGGAGCAGUUGGAGUUGACAAAGAAAUACUGGUAAGAAACUCAAGCUUUAUACCAAAAGUUUAAUACAGAAUUGAUGGAUGUUCUGUAAUUCAUAAAAAAGAAGGUAACUAAUUAAUAAGAGAACAUUCAAUUAUUAAAAGAAAUAAAGUAAGUAUAUAACGGAAAGUGUAAAUGGAAAAAUAUGAAACAUGAGUUAAAUAAAUUAGAUGGCCAUUCAAGUUGUGUUAAUUCAGUCUGUUUCUCUCCUGAUGGAACUACUUUAGCAUCAGGUAGUGGAAAUUCUCCCUUUAUCUAUAAUUCUAAAAAAAGUUUGGAUAAUUCAAUCAGAUUAUGGAAUGUAAAAACAGGAUAGUAGAAAGCUAUGCUUGAUGGGCAUUCAGAUUCAGUUCUAUCAGUCUGUUUCUCUCCUGAUGGUACUACAUUAGCAUCUGGGAGUGAGGAUAAGUCUAUUUGUUUAUGGGAUGUUAAGACAGGAUAAUAAAAUGCUAAAUUAGAUGGUCAUUCAGAUUAUGUAAGAUCAGUCUGUUUCUCUCCUGAUGGUACUAAAUUAGCAUCUGGUAGUGAUGAUAACUCUAUCCGUUUAUGGGAUGUUAAGACAGGAUAAUAAAAAGCCAAAUUAGAUGGUCAUUCAAAUGAUGUUAACACAGUCUGUUUCUCUCCUGAUGGUACUACAUUAGCAUCUGGUAGUGGUAAUGUAAAUUCAUUAAUACAAGGAGAUAACUCUAUCCGUUUAUGGGAUGUAAAGACAGGAUAAUAAAAUGCUAAAUUAGAAGGUCAUUCAAGUUAUGUAAGAUCAGUCUGUUUCUCUCCUGAUGGUACUAAAUUAGCAUCUGGUAGUGAUGAUAACUCUAUCCGUUUAUGGGAUGUUAAGACAGGAUAAUUAACAGCGAAAUUAGAUGGUCAUUCAAGUUAAGUUUAUUCAGUCUGUUUCUCUCCUGAUGGUACUACAUUAGCAUCUGGUAGUGGUAAUGUAAAUUCAUUAAUACAAGGAGAUAACUCUAUCCGUUUAUGGGAUGUCAAGACAGGAGAAUAAAAAGCCUAAUUAGAUGGUCAUUCAGAAAGUAUCUGGUCAGUCUGUUUCUCUCCUGAUAGUACUACAUUAGCAUCUGGAAGUUAUGAUUCUAUCCGUUUGUGGGAUGUUGAAACAGGGCAACAAAUUUUACUUUCACACAAUCGCCACAUAGAAAUUUCAGCAUAAUCUAAACUCCCCAUUUUUCCAAAUAACAUUCUUUCUGGCAGUGGUAUAUAUUAUUUGUAUUAUCAUCUAGCUAACUCUAAUAUAACCAUUCUGCAAAUUUCCUAAAACCCAACUUUAGAGGCUUAAGGAGCUUUAAUACUGAAAGGAGAAUUUAUCAAUUAUUAAGGAAUCGAUUUAAGAUCAUAAUUUAAAUCAAAAGGAAGUUGCUUUUUGGAAAGCUAAAUAGAUUAAAAUUGA
Paramecium octaurelia is the source of this 1888-nucleotide messenger RNA. Lineage: Eukaryota; Ciliophora; Oligohymenophorea; Peniculida; Parameciidae. The record is from the annotation of a GenBank genome assembly.